AUGAGCGCCAUGUCUUCGAGCGACACAGCGUCCGAGAACAAAGGGCCUUCAAUCGUGGCGGCUGUUUCGACGGUAACUGCUCUCAGUACUGUUUUCGUCGCUGCACGAGUAUACACAAAGGCAUUCAUCGUCCGCCAGCUUCAUCUUGAUGACUAUCUCAUCGUGCUUUCUGUUGUUGCCAUCAACAAGAUCUGUGGCUGGCUAUCGGCAGGCUUUUCUAUCGCAGCAGUCCAAUCCGGCAAUGGACGACAUUUCGACACCCUCACACUGGAGCAAAAGUCCGGUGCGAUUCUUUAUACGAUGGUUGGCUUUAGUCCAGGCGUAUUCUCAUUUGGGUUACCGAAGCUCUCCGCUGUGGCGCUGUUGACACGCAUCCUGAACCCCAGCAAAGCACACAAGAUCUUUCUUUGGGUCAUGAGUUGCACUUGCGUCGUGGCUCUCUCUAUCUGCAUUGCGCUGCUUUUUGGACAGUGCACGCCAUCAAGGGCUCAGUGGGAUUUCUCUAUCACAGAGAAGACGUGUUGGAGUCCAUGGAUUCUAGUGCAUUACUCCAUGUUCGCGGGCUUGUUUUCCGCGGCGUGCGACCUGUACCUUGCCGUCUACCCUGCCAUCGUCCUAUACAAAUUGCAGAUGAACAGAAAGAAGAAGAUCGUCCUUAGCGGUGCGCUCGGUCUAGGUUCAAUCUCUACCAUUGUGGCAAUAUAUAAGACAACGCGUCUCCCAUCGCUUGCUAGCUCCGACUUCUCCUAUGAUACAUCUGACUUGGUCGUUUGGACAUGUACUGAGGGUAGCACUAUUAUAAUCGCCACAUGUAUCCCGGUCUUGCGACCCCUCGUCGAUCUCGUCUUGGGCCGCGAUGUCUUUGGUUCCUCAAGAGACCGACGCAAGUACAAGAACUACGGAAGCGAAAGAAGUGGCAGCAACACACAUCCCAACAACAUCGAGCUUGGUUCCAAUCGCCGUGCCUUUGGGCACUCGGGAAGUUACAACGACCCGACCAUGCUGACUGAGUGUGACAAAGUCGGCAGUCAAGAGAGUAUUCUGCCAUUGGAUGGGCCGAAGUCUUCACAGCAUGGUCAAGCCAAUGCCAUUGUUCGCACACAAUCGGUGAUGGUUUCCUACGACGAAAACGAACAACACCCGAAAAGUCAUAAUUGGCCCUGA
Molecule: messenger RNA, 1164 nt
Organism: Neoarthrinium moseri
Lineage: Eukaryota; Fungi; Ascomycota; Sordariomycetes; Amphisphaeriales; Apiosporaceae
Exons: 6
Coding region: 1-1164 (387 amino acids)
Source: RefSeq, a predicted model, not a curated record